AUGAAGCCCAGAGCCUACAUCCCUUUGGGAAGGUUGAUAUCUGAUGUUGUGAUGGAGAGCGACUUGGUGGAUCAUCUGAUUCGCCACAAUCUGAUGAAGGAUGUAACUAUUGACACUAGGAGGCCUCUGAAUGCACGAAAUCUGAAGAGCAUGGGGGAUCUGGCAAACCAAGGAGUUGACAUCUCAGAUUUCUCCGUGGACUGGCUGCCUGAGCAACCACCAAAUUUUAUGAAGAGACAACGGGAGCCUUCUGAGAAGUCGAAAAGGGCUAAGAGAGAAAAGUUGGGGGAACCUUCUGUAUCAAGACCACGCGUCCCUCUGAUCUCCUCCUCCAAAUCUCCAAGUAAGUCUCUGCCUCCUAACUCUCCAUCUUUUCAAUUAAGGCAACUUGCUUCUUCCCUUCCUCAAACCUCACCAGUAUACACACACUUUGAACCUUCACCCUCCACCACCAAACCCUCUGAAACACCUACCUUUAACCAACCAUCACCCCCUCUUUAUAAAUUCAACCUAACCACCACAACCUUGCCCAUAUUUAAAGCUAAAAUGUUCAAUGAACCCAUAUCACCACCUUCUUCAACACCUUCAUCCCCAUCUUACUACACCAUAUCCUCUGACUCAAAGUCAUCUGACCCCCAAUCUUCCACUCUGGCUCAACUUCAGGCUCGUCCCCUCUCCAUACAAAACCAACCUGAACCAGAAACUAACAUUUCAUCACCCUCUGAACAACCACCAACACCUCCAUAUGAACCACCCAUCGAAACUCCCUCUGAAAACCCCAUCAUCCAUAACUCUGAACCUCCCAUAGAAACAACCCCUUCACCAUCAGCACCUACAUCUCCCAUCUCUGAAUCAGAACCCACCUUCCCCACCCUGGAAGAAGCAAUAACCUUAUUUGAUGAGUCUUCAGUGGAGAAGAUCAGAUCAUUAUCUGAGAACUCUGGUAUCAAUGAUGAUCCCCCUGCAGUGAGGAUUCACUAG
Molecule: messenger RNA, 981 nt
Organism: Lathyrus oleraceus (garden pea)
Lineage: Eukaryota; Viridiplantae; Streptophyta; Magnoliopsida; Fabales; Fabaceae
Product: extensin-like
Exons: 2
Coding region: 1-981 (326 amino acids)
Source: RefSeq, a predicted model, not a curated record